Auanema sp. JU1783 is the source of this 1710-nucleotide messenger RNA. The record is from the annotation of a GenBank genome assembly. NCBI's taxonomy places the organism in Eukaryota, Metazoa, Nematoda, Chromadorea, Rhabditida, Rhabditidae.
AUGACUGGCGCUCCAGCUGGUAGGAAUGAAGGAAAGCUGGUCCCUCUACCUCCUGAUGGAGGUUGGGGUUGGGUUGUUGUCCUUGGAUCGUUUUUUAUCCAUGUUUUUGCUGAUGGAUUUGUCUAUGCUUUUGGAGUUCUCGUAGAGGAGUUGAUGAAGGAGUUCGAUUCAGAUAACACAAUGUGCGCUUUAAUUAUUUCGCUUCUUACGGGGUUAACGUUGGGUACAGGCCCCAUCGCUUCUGCUAUUUGUAAUAAGUAUGGUUGUCGAACAACUACCAUAGUUGGUGCAGGAGUAGCUUUUGUUGGAUGUUCUCUGUCAUACUUCGCCACGGAAAUGUGGCAUAUUAUCAUUACGGUUGGAAUUAUUAUGGGUUUCGGAUUUGGUCUUAUGUACUGUCCUGCUAUCGUUAUCGUCACCAUGUACUUCGAAAAAUAUCGUUCGUUAGCCACGGGAAUAGCUGUAGCUGGAGCUGGUGUCGGAACUGUAGCGUUUUCACCUAUCAAUGCCUUCAUCAUGGCUAAUUACGGAUGGAGAUCCGUUUUCUUGGCAUUUUUAGUUGUUCUCAUUUUAUGCGCUCUAUGCGGAGCCACCUUCCGUCCAUUGAAAUUCCAAGAAGUUAUUAGCGUAGAAGAAGAUGUUGAACUUGACAGCGUAACUAAAACGAAAGAAAUUGAAGGUGCCGCUGUUGAGGAAAAUGCUGCACUUUUGGUUCCUCCGAAAAACAGAACUAGAACUAGCUCUCGAUCAAGCGCUGGAAACAGCAUUCAUGGAGGAAAGUCCCUCAGAGAUGUUAAUUCUGAUACUGAGCAAGGCGAUGAUCAUCAUCUUCGCCCACGAUCUCGAACUGGAACAGUUUCUGAAUUAGAAGGGGGUUAUUUGAACAGAAAAGAUGUUUUCUUUACUGGAUCCAUCACCAAUGUAGCUGAAUUCAAAGAAGAUCCCGACAAAUAUAGAUCUACUGGUUCUCUGCACAAGAGAAAAGAGCAUACUCUCUCUUCGGCAAAGUUGGACCAAGUUCGUGAAGCUAGUGAAGACACUGAAACUACUGACAACACUUAUGGAAGAAAUAUGUUUAAGACCAUUUCAAAGAUGCUUUCUCUUUCGUUGUUGUUGGAGCCAACAUUCCUUCUUUUCGCCGUAUCAAAUCUCUUAACAUCCGUAGGAUUCAACUCUCCUCUUUAUUUCCUUCCUCUACAUGCCUCAAAGGGACUUAAUCUCACUGCCGUUGAGACACCAAGAGUUUUGAGUGCUUUCGGUGCUGCCAAUACACUUGGACGUGUUGUGUUCGGAAGUGUUGCUGAUCACAGAAUCCCUCUGCCCAAUGGAUGGGGAGAUGAUACUGCCCGCAAUAGACUUUGGAUGUACAACAUUUCUCUAGCUAUUUGUGGACUUGUCACUCUAUUCUCUUUCGUUUUCGACUCUUUCCUAAAAUUGACCACAUAUGCAGCAAUUUUUGGAUUUACCAUCGCUUCAUACAUCUGUUUGACUAGUGUCAUCCUUGUCGACUUGUUGGGACUGGAAAAACUGACAAAUGCCUUUGGUUUAUUACUUUUAUGGCAAGGAAUUGGUACAGUAUUUGGUCCACCAGUUGCUGGUUUCUUGGCCGAUUGGCAAGGAAGUUACAACUAUUCUUUCGCUUUCUGUGGUGUUAACCUUCUUAUUUCCGGUUUAAUGCUAUUCGCCAUUCCAUAUUUUAAGAAAAAGUAG